AUGCCCUUCUUCUUCAGUGAAGCGCGCAGACGACGGAAGUAUGGGGCUGCCACUGGUGGAACUGCUCCUGUCUAUUCCACGCCGUCCGAUUCUCCUCCGUACGCACUGAACCCGUCGACGACUCUCUUCCAGCAGCAGGAGCCUCAUGCUGUGUGGCCCCAGCACGAGGGUCUCUAUGCCGCAUCUGGCCCAAGGCCUCACAUUGGCUCCACGGUUUCCCUGCCCCAGAUUCACAACCCGCAACCAGCGUACAGUCCAAGGCCUCUGCAGCCACAUCAUACCUGGUCGCAGCCGCAGCCGCAGCCGCAACCGCAAACAGGAUAUGCGGCCUCGUACCCGGUCUGGUCCGCCAACCACGACUUGCAAGAUAAGAUUGGAGACAAGUUGGGCGACGUGAUAUCCCUGAUUGACGAAGAGGCCUUUUUCGGCUCUGCGGGAGACCUUGCGAUAACAAUACCAGACUACUCAAGUCAUGGGGAUGACGCUCCCAUAUACAGCACAGCGCAUCAGUCAGCCACUGCCAGGGCGUUGGUCAGGCAGGAUAGGGCUCACCCACGGAGUCAGUCGAAGCAAGUCAAUGUGUUCUCGAAAGUCGAGCUAUACAUGAAUUCCCGACUGCCUGCAACCCUGCCGCCUCUACGAAUAUACAUGCCGACAUAUCCCCUCUUGUGCCUGGCAGCACAGUACUCGGCCAGCGCGUAUCACUCGCCGCGUUCGGCUGUCGAACGGAAGGAUUUCGUCUCGGCCGACAACCGACUCGGCACCAAAGCCAUGGUAGUCAAGUCGAUACCGUGCGAUGACAGGAAGACGAUCGUGUUCGCGAUCCGCGGGACCAGUAUGCUCAGCAUCCGCGACUGGGGCGUCAACCUGAGUACCGAACUCGUGUCGCCGGCGGGGUUUCUCGACGACCAAGGCAACUUCUGCCACUCGGGGUUUCUGAAGGUUGCCAAAGCGAUGAUCAAGCCUAUCGCUGCAAGGCUGCGGUAUCUUCUGGAAGAGAACCCCAACCGGACCAGCUGUUCGCUGUUGAUCACUGGCCACAGUGCGGGCGGGGCGGUCGCCAGUCUUCUAUACGCCCACAUGCUCGCCGAGACUGUGCAGUCAGAACUCAACAUCUUGACAGGCUGCUUCAAGAGAGUCCACUGCAUCACCUUUGGUGCGCCGCCUGUAACUCUGCUGCCUCUACAAAAACCCGAGACCGCUGACGGGCGACUACGCAAAUGUCUGUUCCACAGCUUCAUCAAUGAAGGCGAUCCAGUGGUCCGCGCUGAAAGAGCAUACGUCAAGAGUCUCGUUGAUCUUCUCGCCAGCCCGGUUCCGGUUUUGGCUGCCAACAAACCCAAAGUCAAGAUGCAGCGUCCUGCAAUAACAACAUGUCCGUCAACUUCUCCCUUGACCGUGCUGGGAGCUUCAAUGUCUCGACUCGAUCUGUCAUUGCUGCCAUCAAAGAAGCCGAAUAAAUCGAAGCCUGCCUUGGGAACCGGCAAACUAUGGUGGGAAGUACCGCCCGCGACUUUAUCGAAUGCUGGCCGCUUGAUAGUCCUGCGCGUGCCGGAUGGUGGGAAGGAAGCUGAUGUGACGGCAUCCAUCGUCAAGGACGAGCAAUUGCGACAAGUCAUCUUUGGCGACCCAGUCGUUCAUGCAAUGGAUCUGUAUGCGCGCCGCAUCGAGGCUCUGGCCGUGAGGGCCGUCACAGGGAGGAAUGGGGCAUGUUGA
Capronia coronata CBS 617.96 is the source of this 1716-nucleotide messenger RNA. RefSeq lists its product as uncharacterized. Gene Ontology annotation, biological process: lipid metabolic process. Bases 1 to 1716 code for a protein of 571 amino acids. The record is from RefSeq and is a predicted model, not a curated record. The transcript has a single exon. Lineage: Eukaryota; Fungi; Ascomycota; Eurotiomycetes; Chaetothyriales; Herpotrichiellaceae.